Messenger RNA from Dreissena polymorpha, 3443 nucleotides. RefSeq lists its product as uncharacterized. Gene Ontology annotation, molecular function: zinc ion binding; ubiquitin-protein transferase activity. Gene Ontology annotation, biological process: positive regulation of DNA-templated transcription. The record is from RefSeq and is a predicted model, not a curated record. The transcript is spliced from 3 exons. Gene Ontology annotation, cellular component: chromatin; nucleoplasm. The coding region runs from base 226 to 1944 and encodes 572 amino acids. Lineage: Eukaryota; Metazoa; Mollusca; Bivalvia; Myida; Dreissenidae.
ACACAAGUACUUUGUUUACUAGGGUUAAAACCUUGCAAAAAAACUUCAGAUUGAUUUGUAUUUGACUUUGUUUCACUGGACAUUACUUGUUGAUAAACUUUGGACAAUAGCUAGAUUAGUGUGUUUUGUUUAGUUUUGUUUAGUUUGAUAAUUAAUAAGACAAGAUACCUUAUUAUUUGAGUUAAAUCAAAGAUUUAGACAUCAAAAGCUUCAGUGGGCAACAAAAUGGCAACCUUUUCGCAACCCACUAUUGAAAAAGGAUCUGACAUGGUCCUAGACUUCUUGUGUUCGACCUGCGAAGAAAAGAAACUGGAGGAAUCAGCUGAUUAUUAUUGCGAAUCCUGCGUGAAGUUUUUCUGCAGCAAAUGUAUUGACUUGCACAGCCAGUUGUUUACGCAACAUUCCCCUCAUGGAAGAGGAGAUAUGAAGAAAUGGCCAGUUGCCAAGAAGAUGGAAGAUUUUCUUCUUAAAUGUGAAGUUCAUAAAGAAGAAAACAAUGAAAUGUUUUGCGAAGACCAUAGCCAGCUUUGCUGCAAUAAAUGUGCUUUUCUGAAUCACAGGACAUGCAAAAGGGUGAUUCUUUUAUCAGACUUGGUAAAAAGUACCCCCACAGACCUCAAACAAGUAUCAGUUACCAUCCAAACUACUUUGGCAAAACUGAAGGAGCUUCAAGAAAACCAGGAGGAUAGCAUUCAGUCUCUGCUAAGUUCAUAUGAUGAGCAGUUACACAAAAUACAGGAAAAUCGUAAAAAAAUAAUUGCAGCCUUAAACAAGCUUGAACAAAAGACAAAGCAGGAAUUGAAAGAUACACUGACCAAACUGCAAGCCCCUCUUGAACGGGAUAUCGACAAAUGUUCCACUCUUCAAGAUGAAUUAAAACAACUUGGAGAAGCUAUUCACGACAUUGGUGAUAAAAACAAGCAGGAACUAUCUCUUAUAGCCAGCAUUAAAUGCAAGGAGAAAAUUCAGCAGUUUGAAAAAUAUCAGAAGGAGAACUUUGUUGAAAUAAAAUCUUCAAUAUCUUUUCAGCCUAAUAAUAAAAUUGUGGAGUACCUUUCCAAGUUGUCAGGUCUUGGGAUGACAUUGACAGAGAUGCAAAAUCAAGACAAAGUAAUUAGGAUGGACAGGAAGUCUGAGUAUGAUGUACGCACAGAAGGUGAACUCAAAUGCUAUAUCAGAGACAUAUGUGUUCUUUCUAGUGGACAGGUCCUAGUUACAGACCAGUCGACAUAUAAGGUCAAGCUGUUGAGCCAAACAUACCAGGUGGUGAGUCACUGUAGUGUAUCUGAUGAGCUCAAUACUGAGCCAAUGGGCAUUUGUCAGAUCACUUCCAGUGAGUUUGGUAUUGCUGUUAGUCCAAUGGGCUCACACGGUGAUGGUUUUCCUCCUUCAAAGAUCCUUUUUAUCAAAGUCAACAAUAGCCAGCUGGUGAAAGACCGAAUACUUGAAUUUCAACAUUACUGUAAUAGUAUUGUCUACCAAAAGGGAGACCUGUUUGUAACCUCUGGCACUGCUCUGUUCAAGUACAAACUGAGUGAUACAUGUACACUUGUCAGCAAACUGCAUGAAGAUAAAUCAGAUACAUGGACAGUAGCACGUUGUGCAGUGAGCCCUACGGGUGACAAGUUGUAUAUCACUUGCCCCUCUCAGAACAAGCUGCUCACUCUGGCCAAGGAUGGAUCAAUCCUUGCCACCUUCAUGGACCCUGCACUAAAAUUGCUGACUGGUUUACACGUGACACCUGCAGGCCAGGUGCUUGUGUGUGGACGGGAUUCAAAAAAUAUCAUACAGGUGGAUAGUAAGGGUAGUAAGAAGCUGGCCACUCUUGCUACCCCGAUGGAUGGAGUUGAGAAUCCACAUUCAGUCUGCUACAACAGAAUUACUGACUCCAUUAUUGUGGGACAGUGGCAUCACAAAAAGAUCCUGGUGUACAAAGUGAAAUAGCUUAUUAUACCUGUAUCUUAUUUGUACUAUAAUAAGUGAUAUAAAUUACAAUAGCUGUAAAUAAUUGUUUUAUUACAAUUCAACAAUAUUUUUUGAAUAUAGUACAACUUGUAUAUGUGCAGUAUAAGGUGAUGAAAGUAACAAUAGCUGUUUAUGUAAUAGUGUAUGGAAAAUUGCAAGAAUGAUUUUGAAAUAUGGAUACACAUAUUUUUAUGCCCCCCGAAGGAGGUCAUAUAGUGAUCGGACUGUCCGUCCGUCCGUUUGUCACAAUUUUCGUUUAGGUUUUGAAAAAUGCUCAUAACUUCUAUGUCGCUUCAGAUAGCAACUUGAUAUUUGGCAUGCAUGUGUAUCUCAUGGAGCUGCACAUUUUGAGUGGUGAAACGUCAAGGUCAUCCUUCAAGGUCAAAGGUCAAAAAAACAAAUCCAAGGGAAGAAAUAAGCUUUAAAGGGAGAUAAUUAUCUGUACCUGCCAAAUGAUAAAAAAAAUCAAUCAAUCAAAGAGCUGCAGUAGGAGGCAUUGUGUUAUUGACAAACACAUCUCUUGUUCUAAAAUUAAAGUUAUUUUAAGCUCGGCUGUUUUCGGAGAAAACCCGAUGUAUUGUCAUAGCCAUAUUGUCGUCUGCCGUCAGCCGUCCGCGUUGUGCUAAAACCUUAACAUUUUGUUAAGGUUUUGAACAUUGGCUCUAAAAUCAAAGUGCCUCAACCUACAACUUUGAAACUUCAUAUGUAGCUGCACCUUGAUGAGUUCUACAUGCCGCACCCAUGUUUGGGUCACUAGGUCAAGGUCACUGUGACCCCUAAAAAAGAAACAAAAAAAAAUCUGACAAGCUUUCAUUUAUUAGCUCGACUUUUCGAAGAAAAAUAAGAGCUAUACUACUAGCCCCAAGAUCGCCGUCGCUUUCGGCGUUGGUUAAAGUUUUUUAUUAAAUCAAAUAACUUUAACACCAUCAAAGAUAAUUAACUCAAACUUGGAAUACUUCUUUAUGGCAACAAGAAAAUUGUGUAGGUUGAGGUGCAUGACUCUUGUCAGCAUUAUUUUUAGAGUUAUGCCCCUUUUUAUACUUAGAAAAUUAAUUUUUUGUUAAGUUUUGUGUUAAUUUUUAUGUCCACUUUAUUUCUAAAGUAUCAAAGCUAUUGCUUUCAUACUUGCAACACUUACUAACUAUCGUAAGGGGACUGUGCAGGCAAAGUAAUGUAACUCUGACUGGCAUUUUGACAGAAUUAUGGCCCCUGUUAUACUUACAAAAUUGAAAAUUUGGUUAAGUUUUGUGUAUUGGUCCAUUUUACUCCUAAAGUAUCAUAGCUAUUGCUUUCAGACUUGGAACACUCGCUAACUAUCAUAAGAGGACUGUACAGGACAAGUUGCAUAACUAUGGUUGGCAUUUUGACGGAAUUAUGGCCCUUUUUUGACUUAGUAACUUUGAAUUUUUUGUUAAAUGUUGUGUUUAGAUGCACUUUACUUCUAAAGUAUCAAGGCUUUUGCUUUAAAACUUCAAAAA